AUGCCUGAAAUUGGACAAAGAUUAGAAAAUGAUGAAUUAAUUCCAUCAUUUGGUUAUGAUCUUGCUAAACAUUGUUUAAAACGAAAUGAUACACUUAUUGCUUAUCCUAUUGAAAUAUGUAUUAGACUUUUAGAAAAUAGUUUAAAUGAACAAGGUCUUUUUCGUAUUGCACCAUCACAAGGAAAACAAAAACAAAUUACAAGUACACUUAAACAAUAUUUAAGAGAACUUCCUGAUUGUUUACUUACAAAUGCACUUUUAUCACAAUGGAAUGAUGUUAUUUCAAUCAGGUUUUUAUCUUUUUUCUUUUAAGAGAAAAAUAAAAGAUAUAUUGAUUUAGUUUUUUUUUUGAAAAUAAUUGAUACUAAUCAAUCUAUCUCAACAAAAAUUUCGUUUAAUUCAUAUAUUAUAUUUAAAAAUAAAUAAAGAAACAUUUGAAAAUUGAAAUAGUUAAGAUUAUAUUGAAAUCAAUUUAAAUCAGAGAUGGGCAGGCUCCGAUCGCUCCACCCGCUCCAGAGCACUUUUCGGUCGGAGCGCUAAUGUAUGUAACUGAAGCGGUGACAAACACAGGUUGGAAUUCGACUUUGCUCCGAGGGUUCUGGUCGGAGCG
Rotaria sp. Silwood1 is the source of this 610-nucleotide messenger RNA. The record is from the annotation of a GenBank genome assembly. Lineage: Eukaryota; Metazoa; Rotifera; Eurotatoria; Philodinida; Philodinidae.